Messenger RNA from Silurus meridionalis, 2118 nucleotides. It is a transcript of the gene prkab1a, whose product is annotated as protein kinase, AMP-activated, beta 1 non-catalytic subunit, a. Gene Ontology annotation, molecular function: protein kinase binding. Gene Ontology annotation, cellular component: nucleotide-activated protein kinase complex; cytoplasm; nucleus. The record is from RefSeq and is a predicted model, not a curated record. Gene Ontology annotation, biological process: signal transduction. The coding region runs from base 207 to 941 and encodes 244 amino acids. The transcript is spliced from 9 exons. Lineage: Eukaryota; Metazoa; Chordata; Actinopteri; Siluriformes; Siluridae.
CAACCACGCGCAGCGCUGCAGGGGGCGGGGCCGUUCUGAUGUCUUGCACCGAAAUACGACGUGGAUUUGAAAAUAGAAAUAAAUGCAAAAAAAUUAGAGAUGAAAUUUAACAUUUGUUGAAACGCAACUGUUAUUUUUUUUAUAGCGCAAAAAAGAGUAUUUGAGGUCUUAUCUGCUGACCGCACGGCUCCACUUUCAAAAGCACCAUGGGAAACACAAGCAGCGAGAGGUCAGGAGUGGGGCACGGCGAGAAGGCCAACCGCAGGGACAGCCGCGGUGCCAAAGAGGGGGAGCGGCCCAAAAUCCUCAUGGACAGCCCUGAGGACGCAGAUAUUUUUCAUGGGGAGGAUCUCAAGGCUCCCUUGGAGAAGGAGGAGUUUUUAGCCUGGAGGCAGGACCUCGAGUCUGGUGAUAAGGAGCUCUUGGCACGACCCACAGUGUUUCGCUGGACAGGUGCAGGAAAAGAGGUCUAUCUCUCUGGAUCCUUCGACAACUGGGCAAACAAGAUCCCUCUAACCAGGAGCCAGAACAAUUUUGUCACCAUCGUGGACUUACCCGAAGGUGAACACCAGUAUAAGUUCUACGUCGACGGACUGUGGACGCACGACCCGUCCGAGCCUGUAGUGACCAAUCAGCUGGGUACGAUCAACAACAUCAUCCAGGUGAAGAAAACCGACUUCGAGGUGUUCGAUGCGCUCAUGGUGGAUUCGCAGAAAUGCUCGGACAUGUCAGACACAUGGAUUCAAAGCCUGGAAAAUACUUCAAAACAAAUCUCUCAAGUUCUCCUCCUGGACCAUACCAUCAGGAUGCCUACGUCCCCAAACAGGAUGAAAAGUUCAAGUCUCCACCCAUCCUCCCUCCUCACUUGCUGCAGGUCAUCCUCAACAAGGACACGGGCAUCUCCUGUGACCCUGCAUUACUUCCCGAGCCCAAUCAUGUGAUGCUGAACCACCUCUAUGCCCUGUCCAUUAAGGAUGGAGUCAUGGUUCUUAGCGCCACACAUCGCUAUAAGAAGAAGUACGUCACCACCCUGCUCUAUAAACCCAUCUGACACCGGCAGCAACCUUCUUUUUGCUCAACAACACCAGUCCACUCCACUACUGAGAACUAGUGUCCAGUGAAGGCGUCUUAUCCUGUCUAUAUAUAUAUAUAUAUAUAUAUAUAUAUAUAUAUAUAUAUAUAUAUAUAUAUAUAUAUAUAUAUAUAUAUACACACACAAUUUAUGGCACUGGUUGCCAAAUCUAACCAUUAUAAACUAGACCAGUAACGUAGACAGAUGGCGUGGAGGAGACCAAAAAUAUACCUAGAUUUAGAUCUUUAAGGUUCUAUCAUAAAGAAAGGAUGAAACACUCGGGCGUGUGCUGUUACAUUUUGAAAUGUUUUAUUCCGUUUAUUUUUUUAUGUAUUAAGAAGUUUGUUUUUGGUUGUUUUUUUUUUUUUAACCCGUUAAUAGUUACAUCAUGGUAUUGAACGUGUCGUCGAAAAAGCGACAAACUCUUGACCUCUCGCUGACACUGGAAACCGCUUUCAGAAAUGAGCGACUUUCACAUCGAUGACUUGAAAAUUUUUUUCCCCGACGGGCACCAAGUCAUGCAAUUAUAAACCUGUGACCUGCAACCUCCACGAGUGUCCGAACUGCCGUUCUAGAAAACGUAAAAACGCCUCCUGACUAAUCCAGAAUUCAGGAUGCGGAGUUACGUUUUAAAAUAGCAGUACGAGAUGACGGAGACUGAAUCGGAGCUCAGGGUGAGGUAUAUAUUUGUUGAAAGUGCAAAAUGUGGAAACAAAAAGGGAACAUCGAGAUUAUGAAACGUGAGACUUGUUACUUUUUUAACAUAGCGAUCAUUUUACAGAGUUUAUGAUUUUAAAACUGGUUGUGCUCGUCGAAGAAACGGACCAAUUUGUGUAUAAUUUUUUGUUCAUUUACUUUCAUAUAGUCAAAGCAUUUUGUCAUGAUUUAUUCAGUAUUUUUUGUAUCUUCUCUGACUAAUCAUCAGCAUCUAGAUUUGUGUUUUUUUUUUUUUUGUACAGCAUGAUCGUGUCUAAAAUGUAACGUACGCUCUCAAAGGAAGAGAAUCAAAAACCUGACUGUCAAUAAACCUUUUUAUUUAAACCCCA